UUUAUUUGGGCCAAUAUCUACAUAUAACGUCUAGUGUUUUCCGAGCCUGGUUCUGGCCCAGAGUUUUUAUUUUCCACAAGACGCAAGACAAAUUCAACGGCUCAGAUCAUCCUGUUCCUUUCUAAUUUACCGUAGACACGAGCACAGAUGAUUACGAAAUCAAACGUAAGAAACGAAACAAAACUUUUGCUGCGGCGACGAUCGGCAAUUCGAAAUGGACGACGGAGAAGGCAUGGAAACUGCAGCGGCAGAGCUUGAGAGACUCCAAAUUGAAAUCCUCCACAAAAUCUCCAUUCUUGAGAGCUCUUUUCUCCCACAGAAUUCCUCUGCUGCUCCGUCGCCUUCUCUACCGGUUGAUGAAAACGAAACUGUGACUCGCCUCUCCACCAUUCUCCAGUCCGGCGGCGUUAACGACUUCUGCUUCAAGAGAGUUGCUACCGAUUACUAUGACUGGCCUCUCGAAUCUCGUCGCGACGUUCUCGGCGCUUCCUCAGUCGACCAUCUCUGCAAGAGUAUUGUUCUGGUUAAUACUCAAGCUGCAUCAAAUAUUUUGGAUUGCAGUGAUCCAAACAACUCAAAAUACUAUGUGGUUGUGGUUCAGUAUACUGCUAGAUUCAAUGCUGAAGCAGUGAAGCAGUUUCUUUAUUCACUAAACGAGGGCAAGAUCCCAAAGAAAAGAUUUAAUCUGAGACUUGCUCCUGAGGAGACGUCGAUUAAAUUGACGGGGUUUGAGCAUAAUGGGGUAACCUGUAUUGGUAUGAAGACAAACAUACCGGUUAUAUUGGAUGAGGCUAUAACCAAACUUAAACCGGAUUUCUUCUGGUUGGGUGGUGGAGAAAUCGAUCUGAAGCUCGGUGUCAGAACAUCCGAAUUCCUUGAAUUUGUGAAACCAUUCAUUGUUCCUUGCAGUUGAAAUCAGGAAUAUGUAUAACACUAUUUUUAUCACCCUGUUAUGAAAUGUUAGGCUUAGCUUUAAGAUUUUAGCUUCAAUGAAGGUUUUUAUCUCUUAUACACAUUGGUAUUCUUUGUAAUGAUACUUUUGUUACGUGCUACUUGGAGCUAAAAUGGCGGCAAAGAGAUCUAUUUGAGUCUACAUGUCGAUUAUUCUAGAUUGGUUAUUGUUGAUUUAGCUUCAGGCUCGGUUUAGUUUCUGUAUUUAAGAUCUCUUGUACAUUCAAAGCUUAAUGAAGAAUUUUCACAAUUCUGUUUCUCAAAUGUUGAAAAUCUUUUAUGCAAUACCCAUAAGAAACAGAGUAAUUAAUAGGAAGCACCUUGUUUGUUGUAUACGAGGAGAAAUAGAGAACAAAGAAGUUGGUCAUGAAUAUAUAUAGAGAUAGCACAAGAGUCAUUACAACCACCAACAUGGUGAAUGCAUAUGCAUAUAACAGUAUGAUAUAUUUAGAGAGACUGGUAUAUAUGGAUCGGGUAAUUAAGACUUCUCGUUGUGGAUCGGAGGCUUACGAUGAGGCUGAGGAUAAUCCAUGACUACUACUUCUUCCCCUGUCUCGACUCCACCCAACGCCCGCCUCCUUUCUCCACCAUUGAAGACGUCCAAAGAAGCAACCUUGUGAUGAUGAUGCUUAUGUGACCUUAAACGACGAGCGGCAGAGGCACAUCCAACAUUGGAAGACAAAAGCAGAAGAAUGAAACAGAACACUAUCACGAGUCCACUCCUCAAAGAGCAAGACAUGACUUCUCUUAUUCUUCUUCUUGUUCUUGAGAUACUUGUGUAUAUAUGCUGUGUCUGUAUACAGGGAGAUGAGACUAGAGCAGGACAAAGAAAGUUUGAAAUGUUGUUAAUUGGUGUAAGAGAAGAGAAGAGGGAAGGAGAGUAUUUGUAGGCAGAAGAGAGUAAAGAGAGUAAGACAAGCAUUAAAUACAG
This is a messenger RNA of Arabidopsis thaliana (thale cress), 1882 nucleotides long. Its product is annotated as YbaK/aminoacyl-tRNA synthetase-associated domain-containing protein. The transcript is spliced from 5 exons. The record is from RefSeq and is marked reviewed. Gene Ontology annotation, molecular function: aminoacyl-tRNA deacylase activity. Bases 215 to 913 code for a protein of 232 amino acids. Gene Ontology annotation, biological process: aminoacyl-tRNA metabolism involved in translational fidelity. Lineage: Eukaryota; Viridiplantae; Streptophyta; Magnoliopsida; Brassicales; Brassicaceae.